AUGCAGCUCGCGGGUGACUACAGCGAGUAUUUCGACAAGAUUUCAGACAUGUUCGAGGAGAUUGGCUACAUCCUUUCCUGCCUUCGACGAUAUCCUCGUCUGUAUCCUGACAAUAAGAUUCUACGCGAGUCAAUGGUAGAAAUCUUCCAAGCAAUCAUGCAGUUUUGUACCAGAGCUCGGGAUGUUUUUCAUCAGGGGAAGAAACACCAGAGCGGCAUUAGAGCCUUGAAUCCUGUCGGCCUCCACGCAGCGUGGAAACUCAUCUGGAAGCCCUUCAAGCUUCAAUUUGGUGACAUCAUGGACCAAAUUAGAUCCUCCUUAACCAGGAUUGAUCAUGAAGUUGACAUUGCGGAGAAGGAGCUAGCCAACAAGGAGAGAGGCAAGGCAGAGCAAGAACGCCAGCUACAGACAUCUCGCUGGGAUGCGCUUCAAUCGCAUCAAAAGUCAGUCACCGAGUUCGUUGACCAGCAAAGAAUCGAUUAUGUGAAUCAGUGGCUCUCGCCGGUCAAUGCCGCAUCAAAUCAUACCUCAGCUACAAAGCUUCGCUACCAGGGAACAGGGAACUGGUUCAUAGAUGGACAAGAUUUCCAGCAAUGGCUAUCACACGAAAAUUCCUUCCUGUGGCUGCAUGCCAUUCCUGGAGGAGGCAAAACUAUCCUGGCUUCUACUGUCAUCGACUGGUUACGCAAUCACAAGAAGAGCCGUGAGGUUGCACUGGCUUACUUUUACUGUGAUUAUAAAGAUAAGCAAAAACAGUCGCCCACCAAGAUUGUAAGCACAUUAUUGUGGAUGCUAGCAUCCCAAAAUAAUGAUGUGUUUGGUAGAAUCCAGACAUUCUUCGAACAACAAUGCAAAGAGAACCCGGCCUAUACCCCAGAGUUUGACGAGCUUCUGAACAAUUUCGGCCAUUUUGUGGCGAACAGUUUUGAAACUAUCUUCGUUGUCGCCGAUGCUUUGGAUGAAAGUGAAGACAGGGAAUGUGUAUCCUAUGCCCUGAAAAAGAUAUUCGAGACCUGCAAAUGUGCCAAGGUCUUUGUUACCAGCCGCCAUGAGAUUGACAUUGCUCGAGCUCUUGAUGGACUACCCAAUACCACUAUUGAGGCUACUGAUGUCGCGGGGGACAUUGAACUAUACGUGAAAGCCGAGGUGGCCACCAAAAUCAAGACGCGCAAACUGAAGCUGAGAGAUCCGAACCUUGAGAGUGUCAUCUGCGAAACUCUCAUACAUGGCGCCCACGGCAUGUUCCAAUGGGUAAAGUGUCAGCUUGAUCAAUUGUGCAAGCUUCGUAAUGACAAAGCCGUGCGAAACGCUCUGAACGACCUCCCCAAGACCCUGCACGAUACCUACAUCCGGAUCCUGCAAAAACUGGAGGCCGAGAAUGCCGACGAUGUGGAAGUUGUGCAUCGAUUGCUGAAGUGGCUCGUUCGAGGUGUACGAAAUCUCACACUGAGCGAGUUGGCGGAGUGUGUGAGUAUCGAUCUCAACAGUUCGGAUGAGUCAUUUGACUUUGAUGCAGUCUUUACAGACGCGGAAGAUGUUGUAGAGCUAUGUGGAAGUCUAAUCACGCUCUCGUCUGAUGGUCAUGUCGCUUUGGCCCACUACACAGUUAAAGAAUUUCUGGUGUCUGGGUACAUCAAGAAUGCCAUGCCUCAGUUUUGGAUAGGCUGUGAUGAUGUUCAUGCGGAGCUAGCGAGCAUUUGCCUUACUUACCUGAAUUACGAUGACUUCUCAGGGAGCGACGGAAAAUCGGGAGAAGUCUUGCUGCGAGACCUUCACGAGUACAAAUUUCUCCCAUAUGCCGUGCACGCAUGGGGUACUCACGCACAUCUCGGUGAUAUCAAUAAUACCCAACAUGCCGUCUUUGACCUGACCAUGAGACUGUUUGAAUCGGGGGUUGACACUGGUACCAACUACGAAACUUGGUACAAGAUAUAUUUCCAUCAACAAAGGACCGCUGGGCAGCGGCUGAAGCCAUCCAACAAUGAUCCGAUCUAUUUUGCGUCCUUGUUUGGCCUCUCUCGUGCAGUCUCAGAGCUAUUGGACAAUAGCCCUGACACUUACAUUGUAGAGCCGAUGAAGGCGAGCGCGAGUGCCGGACACUACGCGGUGAUCGAAGUGUUCUUCCGGCAGUGUGGAUCUAUAGAAACCAAGGUACUAGAGCAAUGUCUUUACUUGGCUUCCAGUCAAGGGCAUGACCGUGUGGUACAGCUUCUGCUUAACAAUGGGACGGAUGUGAAUGCUCGCUCGGGAAGACAUGGCACACCCCUUCAAGUCGCUUCUCUCGAUGGUAGGCAUCAGGUGGUCUCGACACUCCUUGCACACGGUGCAGACCUCAAUGUGACUUGCCAGAGAUAUGGUGUACCUCUUGCUGCUGCCGCCGAGAAAGGACACUUGCAUACUUUCCAAACUCUCCUCGACCACGGUGCCAAUGUGAACAGCCGUGGCGGUUGGUACGCCUAUCCUCUGGUUUCUGCAAUUGUUGGUCAGAACAUGCAGAUGGUUGACACCUUGGUUCAGCGAGGUGCCAGUGUCAAUGCUCUGGGUGGUCGGCACGGAAGCGCCUUGAUGGCUGCAUCCUCAUUGGGGAUAUUAGACUUGAUUCGCUCGCUGGUCUCCCAUGGGGCACGAGUAAACGAUGAGAACGAUAAAGGAACUGACAGCUUGUAUGCGGCAUGCUUGGCGGGAAAUCUGGACUCCGUGAAGCUUCUGAUAGAACUUGGAGCUGAUGUCAAUGCAAAAGGAGGCAAGCAUCGAAACGCGCUCAAUGCAGCGAGUGCAGGCAACCAUGUCGAUAUUGUUCGAUACCUUCUCGACGCUGGGGCGGAUGUGGAUUUCUUUGACGAACACUAUGGGAACAGUGUUCAAACAGCUGCAGCUGCCGGACACAAUGAGGUUAUCCUUACCCUGGUGGAGGCUGGAGUGGACCUCAAUGCACCCAGUGGGGAUAGGGGAACUGCGCUCAUUACAGCCGCGCAAAACGGCCAUACUGAGACACUUGAGCUUCUUUUUGAGUUGGGAGUACCCUCAGGCGAUACCUACGAGAUGAGUAAUGCCAUCAUGGUGGCUGCGAACAGGGGACAUACGAGCGCUGUCAAAGUCUUGGUGGAAAUGGGAGCGGCUAUGGAUGACUGCAGCACGCUCUCCACAUAUCCUUGCUGCACCCCUCUUGAAGCUGCCGCUAUAAAGGGGAACUUGGAGACGAUGGAUCUGCUGCUCAAUCUCGGCGCGGAUGUGAAUUACGUGAACGAGGGGAAGUAUGGGACUGCACUUAUCGCCGCUUGUCUUGUAGAAAAGUCCGAUAUUGCUGCAGCAGUGCGACUCCUCGACGCAGGAGCCGAUGUUGAUGCCACUGCAGAUACUGAAUUGAUAUGCUGUGCAUUGGUCGGGGCCUUGUCUCGUGAGAACUAUGAGCUUUGUGUGACUCUCCUGGACCGUGGCGCUGAUGUGAAUCUGGCCUACAUGUGCUAUUUGACCCCGCUGAUGAUGGUCAUGAAACUUGCGGACGAAAAGUUCCUAGAGUUGCUGAUCAGUCGUGGCGCAGAUGUUAAUCUGGCCAUCGAAAUCCCGGAUGACGAUUCGACUUGCAAUGAAGACGGAUGUGUCACGCCCCUACAAGCUGCGGUGUACUACGGUUCCAACGAGACAGUUCGAAAAUUGAUUGAUAUGGGAGCUCAUCUUUCUGUGGACAUGGAAGAUGUGCGAUUCUCUUCGGCGCUGCAAGUUGCAUGUCAUCGAGGCGACGUGGACAAAAUUCGCCUGUUGAUCGAUGCAGGCAGUGAUGUCAAUGAAGUCGGUGGUGUGUAUGGUACAGCCCUGCAAGCUGCUGCAUAUCUCGGCCAUCUUGAAGCAACGCGAAUGAUUAUCGAAGCUGGUGGCGAUAUCAACACUUGUGGCGGAGGCGAUAGCAACGCCCUAAUGGAUGCGACCGAUCAGAGCCACUUGGAAGUCGUCCAGCUACUUGUUGAGCAGGGGGCGAAUGUUAACCUCUCGAUGGGAAAUAAACAUUCAUACAGCUAUCCACUCACAGCGGCUGCCUUCAACGGAGAUGAAUCAAUCAUUCAAGUCUUACUUGAAGCUGGAGCCAACGUGAACAACCGAGGAGGCAGAUGGGCCACUGCACUCCAAGCUGCUGCUUCUGAGGGUCAAGAAGAAGCCUGCACUCUCUUGCUCAAGCAUGGGGCAGACCUCAACAUCGUGGGCGGUAGAUACGGAACGGCACUCCAGGCAGCGUAUACACAUGGAUACUAUUUGAUUAUUUGGGAGCUCUUCCGCCACGGGGCAUCAACGAGUCUACAGGGUGGACAAUACGGAACUGCCUUGGGUGCGGCCCUGUCAGGUUCUUGUCAAACUUUAGUCUCUGGGCUCCUCCGACAUUAUCAUGCCGAUCCGAAUGCUCCAAUCCGAAAAUGGGGGACUCCGCUUAUCCUGGCUUGCUCUAAUUGGCGCGAAGAUGAUGCAUAUAGCAUCUUGCUUGACGUGGGAGCAGACGUCAACGCCCGUGGUGGCUUGUAUGGUGCCCCUCUCAUUUGCGCGGUGGUGCAUGGGCAGGAGGCCCAAGUUAUGGCGUUGUUAGAAGCUGGGGCCAAUGUCAACAUUGAAGGGAAUAAAAUCUAUCCGACUGCUGUCCACGGUGCAAUCAAAGCCGGAAAUCUAUCCAUUCUUCGACUCCUAGUCGAGAAGGGUGCAGAUCUUAGUAUCUCGAAUGGCGUGCAUGGCUCUCCUGUGGAAUAUGCUUCAAGGUUGGGUAAUUUCUCGAUCCUGCGCUACUUACUCAAGCGAAGAGCCAAUAUCAAGCCUACUGGCAGAGGGAAAUAUCACAACGCUUUACAGGGUGCUAGUGUGAGCGGAAAUAAAGCUAUCGUCAAGGCUCUGCUACGGCAUGGUAUCGACAUCAACAUCACUGGCGGGAAAUUCGGCACAGCGUUGACAGCUGCUGUGUUACGCGAUGAUAUUGAUCUCGCGGAAUACCUUUUGAAGAAAGGGAUCAAUCCAAAUGCACCAGGCGGUAUUUAUUCCGGUGCAUUACAAGCGGUAGCUGCGUCAGGAUCUGUCUCCGGUACGCUCCUAUUGCUUCGGUAUGGUGCCAACAUCAACAAGACUGGGGGGAAGUUCUUCACUCCUUUACAGGCGGCUGCUGCAAGUGGCAAUUAUGAACUGGUUCAACUUCUUCUUGAGCGAGGCGCCAACGUGAACAUAUUUGGUGGCCAAUGCCAUUCCCCCCUUCAUGCAGCUGCAUUGACGGGCUGUGAUGAUGUCUGCGAACUUCUCAUGAAGAACGGGGCACAAUGGACCCUACCUGAUCCCAAGCUGAAUCAUCUAGCUUCGUGGCAAAUUGAAACUGCGACUGAAGUCCUUCAGAAGUGUAAGGACCGACAAGAUCGCGGAUGGCCGGAGGAUUCAGAGGAUGAGUGGUCAGAUGACGAAGAUGAGGACGAAGAGGAAGAAGGAGAUGAAGAUGAAGCGGAGGAAGAAGAAGCUGAUGACACUAUUCUGAAGCUGAAUGUCGAGGCCAUUCCGCUCUUCGACAUGCCUUACUAUCCCUCUCAUCGUACUGAACCUUCCAUUAUGACAGAUGGAGGUGAAGGCCCAGAUCCAGAUGAUUCCAGGUCUAAAAGUAACGGGGUUGGGAUUGAUAAUGCGUCGAAAGGCAUGAGUGAGGAAUUGAUCUCGCUGAACAGGGUUAAUACCACGGGCUGGUCUUCAUUGGAAUGGGUCAAGAUUGAAUGUGGACCAGAUGGGGAUCUGGGUUAA
This is a messenger RNA of Penicillium daleae, 5751 nucleotides long. RefSeq lists its product as uncharacterized. The record is from RefSeq and is a predicted model, not a curated record. The coding region runs from base 1 to 5751 and encodes 1916 amino acids. Gene Ontology annotation, molecular function: protein binding. Lineage: Eukaryota; Fungi; Ascomycota; Eurotiomycetes; Eurotiales; Aspergillaceae. The transcript has a single exon.